Messenger RNA from Eucalyptus grandis, 2014 nucleotides. RefSeq names its product homeobox protein knotted-1-like 4. Gene Ontology annotation, biological process: regulation of DNA-templated transcription. The transcript has 6 exons. Gene Ontology annotation, cellular component: nucleus. NCBI's taxonomy places the organism in Eukaryota, Viridiplantae, Streptophyta, Magnoliopsida, Myrtales, Myrtaceae. The record is from RefSeq and is a predicted model, not a curated record. Gene Ontology annotation, molecular function: DNA binding. Bases 211 to 1518 code for a protein of 435 amino acids.
CUCUCUAACAACUCCCUCAUUCGCCUCCAUUUGUAGUAAGUCCUCUCUCUCUCUAUUUUCUCUCUCUAUCUCUGUUCUCGAACCUCUGCGGCGAAUUCCUUCUCUCUAUAACCGAAGAGUAUGAACGCGCCAUAAGCGUCGUCGUCUUCGUCGUCGUCAUCGUCAUCAUCAACGGGAUUCCUCCCAUCGCCCCUCCUCCUCUCCCACCGCAUGGCCUUCCACAACCACCUCUCCCACCAGGACCUCUCCUCCCUCCACCACUUCGCCGCCGACCAGCAGCCGCCGCCGCCGCAGCACCAGCAGCAGCAGCAGCACCUGCCGGACUCCUCCUCCUCCGUCCACCACCAGCUCCACCACGCCGCCGGCCCCAACUGGCUCAACACCGCCCUCCUCCGCUCCGACGCCGCGGCGGCGGCGGCGGCGGCGGCGGCGGGCGGCAACAGCUUCCUCAACCUGCACACCUCGUCCGACUCCGCCGCGUCGCCGCAGGCGCAGCAGCAGCCGCCGGCGACGUCCGCGUCGGCCGCGGCGGGGCACCACCAGUGGCUGUCGCGGCAGCACUCGUCGCUGCUGCAGCGGAACCACAGCGAGGUCAUCGACGCGGACUCGAUCAUCGACUCGGCGGAUUUGAAGGAGAGCGUGAGCAAGGGGGACGGCGGGGGCGGCGGGGCCGCGGAGAGUAAUUGGGAGAAUGCCAAGUACAAGGCGGAGAUAUUGGCGCACCCGCUGUACGAGCAGCUGCUGUCGGCUCACGUGGCUUGCCUGAGGAUUGCCACGCCGGUCGACCAGUUGCCGAGGAUCGACGCUCAGCUGGCUCAGUCGCAGCAUGUGGUGGCCAAGUACUCGGCGAUGAGUCAAGGAUUGGUCGCUGAUGAUAAAGAGCUUGAUCAGUUCAUGACACAUUAUGUCCUCUUGCUUUGCUCUUUUAAAGAACAACUGCAGCAACAUGUCCGUGUCCAUGCCAUGGAAGCUGUAAUGGCAUGCUGGGAGAUUGAGCAAUCCCUGCAAAGCUUAACAGGUGUUUCUCCUGGUGAAGGUACUGGGGCAACAAUGUCUGAUGACGAAGAUGAUCAAGUUGAUAGUGACGCCAACUUGUUUGAUGGAAGUUUAGAUGGUACAGAUAGUUUGGGAUUUGGUCCUCUCAUUCCAACUGAGACUGAGAGAUCAUUAAUGGAGCGUGUUAGGCAAGAGUUGAAGCAUGAACUGAAACAGGGGUAUAAGGAAAAGAUUAUUGAUAUACGAGAAGAGAUUCUUCGUAAGCGAAGAGCAGGAAAACUUCCUGGUGACACCACCUCGGUUUUGAAGCAAUGGUGGCAAACACACUCCAAGUGGCCAUAUCCAACGGAGGAGGACAAGGCAAGGUUGGUGCAGGAAACUGGCUUGCAAUUAAAGCAGAUAAACAACUGGUUUAUCAACCAGAGGAAGAGAAACUGGCACAGUAACCCGUCCACCUCUACUGUCCUGAAGAGCAAGCGCAAAAGUAAUGCAGGUGAAAAUAGCAGUGACCGCUUCAUGUAGAUUAAGGAAAAUUGUAAACUAAACUCCUUCCGAGUUGUGCAUGUGCUCAUGAUCCAGUGGCACAUAUGGUUGGUGGCAAAUGAAGCGCGAAUUUCUUUUGAUUCUGUAGAGGAAGAGCCUAACAUAGAUGAGAAAAAUCUGCCCACUUUCUGCUGCUGUAAAGGAACCACAAACUAAAUUCGGAGGGCAGAUCCAAAACUUAUACCCGCAUCACGUGGAAGUCCUGGAAUAAAGAUUGCUGUCUCGUAAAUUAUGUGAAACGAUUCUGCUGCAUCGGCUGAUGGGUGUAAUUUUUGUUUACCAUAUUCAUAUAUGUGAAUAAGUACAGAGAAGGGUUGUGGGUGUAUAGUACAAUAGCUCUCGUUUAGUUCCAUACACGUAUAGUAGAUAGAGAUUAUAGCAUGUUAGGUGUUGUCAUUUCUACUGUAGUGUACGCUUGUGAAGCAAAUGUAGCUUGGUCUUGAUUAACACAAAUCUGUCUGCUUUGGCUGAUGUA